AUGAUUUUCCGUAUUCUUCUUGUCCUUGCUCUUGUAGCUGGAACUGGUGCUGUCACCAAAGCUGUUUGCCAAGCUUUCUGUUCAUCAGUCAACGGUGCUGCUUCUUAUGAUUAUUGUUCACCAUGGAUUAGUUUCUCUCAACAAACCAACAAAACUUGCUACAAACUUUGUGUCAACAAUUGUUAUAAUGUUUAUGAUGGAAGUUGUAUGACUAAUGCAAAUUUUAAGUGCUGUUUGAAUACUAAACCUGCAAAAAAACAAGAGUUUGUGAUUUCCGGAUGCAAUAUUCUUUAUAACAAUGUUAUCGAUGAUUACUGGAACUAA
Messenger RNA from Caenorhabditis angaria, 324 nucleotides. The record is from the annotation of a GenBank genome assembly. NCBI's taxonomy places the organism in Eukaryota, Metazoa, Nematoda, Chromadorea, Rhabditida, Rhabditidae.